Messenger RNA from Geodia barretti, 1146 nucleotides. Lineage: Eukaryota; Metazoa; Porifera; Demospongiae; Tetractinellida; Geodiidae. The record is from the annotation of a GenBank genome assembly.
AUGAUGGUCGCGGUGGCCGACGGCGUUCUUGAGCCUGAAGAUAUCCUCGAACCCCUCGAUCUCUGCCUCGGCUGUCGCGCCUGCGAAACGGCCUGUCCGGCCGGCGUGGAGUUCGGCCGGCUGCUGGAGGCCGGACGGGCUGCCGCGGGGGUUGGACAGCCCGCAUCGCGUCUUGGCGGCUGGCUGCGCCGACUGUUCAUGGAACACAUUCUGCCGUCCCCGCACCGUUUGCACCGACUGUCCAACCUCCUGCGUGUGUAUCAGAUCAGUGGCGUGCAGGCGCUCGUGCGCUUGAGCGGCCUGCUGCCCCGGCUGGCGCCAAGGCUUGCUGUCAUGGAAGCGCUCCUGCCCGCCGUCCCUCCCGCAAAGGCGCGCCAAUCCCUACCCGUGGAAACGCCCGCGCACGGCGAGGAGCGCGGAGGUGUGCUUUUGCUCACGGGUUGCGUGACGCCGCAGGUUUUGCCGCAGGUGAAUCGUGCCACCGUGCGGGUGUUGGCCCGCAACGGCUACCGCGUCCUGGCCAACCCGGCGCAACCGUGCUGCGGGGCGUUGCAGGCGCAUGCCAACCAUCUGGGAAGUGCACGGCGGCUGGCGCGGCUCCAUAUUGCCGCGUUUGAGGCGAGCGGGGCGGACUGGCUCGUGGUCAACGCUGCGGGCUGCGGGGCGUUGAUGAAGGAUUACGGCCACCUGCUAGCCGACGACCCCGAAUUUGCGGCGCGGGCGGAGAUUUUUGACGCCCGUGUGCGUGAUAUUAGCGAAAUCUUGGCUGCCGACCCUCUGCGGGGGCCUUUGCAACCCGUGCCGUUAAGGGUGGCGUACGACGACCCGUGUCACCUGUCACACGGGCAGAAGAUUCGCCAGCAACCGAGGGACUUACUGCGGCAGGUGCCAGGACUGGAAUUGCUGGAAGUUCCCGAGAGCGACUGGUGCUGCGGCAGCGCCGGCACCUUCAAUUUGUUUCAUCCGGAAACGGCCGAGGCGCUUCUCGACCGUAAAAUGGCCCACCUUGCAUCGGUGCGGCCUGAUGUUGUCGUCAGCGGCAAUCCUGGCUGUCUCCUGCAACUCCGCCAAGGGGCUGCACGGCACGGACUGACCGCCGAAAUCCUCCAUCCGAUCGAGAUGCUGGACCGUGCCUACAGGACGUAA